AUGGCUUAUAAAUUAGCAGCUCAGCAGCAAAAUAAAACAACACCAUUGGUUCUUUUAUCCAUUCUAUAUGAGGAAUGUAUUAAAAAUGGGACAAAAUUUAUGCUCAGUGAAAAUAAAAGUAGAAGUUCCGGAAGUAAGGAAGGUGAUACUGAUUUUGGUGCUGUGAUGUAUAUCAUUUCAGUGUUGGUGUUUUAUUCAUUAGGAAUUGUUGUUAUGAUUAUUAAAUAUUUGCGAACUGAAAAAGAAGAAAUGGAAGAAGAGGCAGCUUUGGAAACGUUCUUUAAGGGAAUGCCAAGUAGACAGAAAGCUCAUGAAAGUGAAGUCAAUCAAGUUGCUAUUCAAGCUUUCCAUACAUUAACAUCAACGACAGUGGAUGGCGAGGAAAAGGUAGUGAUUCAAAAAGUCACAAGAAUCCAACAGACACCUCGUCUUUAUCGACAAGUUUUAGUGACAGAUCUUUGAUAGAAAGUCUUGCUAGCAAGCAACAUCUGUGAUCACAUUUUUUUUUAAAAAGAUUAUCCAAAAAUGUUUACUGUUUCUGAUGUAAUGUUCUUAGACUUGGAGUUACAUGUAUAUACAAAAUAUAAUAAAUCAUCGAACUACAUUUAGUCAAUAACAGUUGGAAUGUUUUAAAUGUAAAUAACGUAUUUUAUGCCAUGUAUUUAACAAACUUAUAAAUAAUAAUUUCCAAAGUGUUAUUCACUCAUGGAUUGACGACAAAAUAUGGAUUUCCAUAACCAGACAUGCUGAUUGUUUUUCUCUUUCAAUUAAAAUGUGAUUUAUAAAGAUCAUGAAUCAGUUGUUAAUCAGAAAUCAAUAAUUGGAGUAGAAUAGUUAUCAUUCUAAUACGGUUAUACAGAGUAUGAAACUGUCGUUAUAUAUAAUCAAUAGAUAUAUUUUCAUUUAUUCUCUGAGCAUAAUGGAAUUCGACUGGAUGCGUUAUUCCCAUGGUAGAAUACCUUCUGAAAUUAAAUUUAUUUUUUAUAUGCAAUCCUGAUAUAAUUAUUCGCUAGCCUAUAUUAUAUGGUGACAAUAAACCGAUAUAUUUAUUUUAUUCCAUACAUUUCACUGUUUAAAAUUAUUUAUGGAUUAUGAAACAAAUGGUUUAUAUUUGAAAGGAAACCAAUAAUCAUUACAGUUUUAUAGCAA
Messenger RNA from Lottia gigantea (owl limpet), 1149 nucleotides. RefSeq lists its product as hypothetical. Bases 1 to 462 code for a protein of 153 amino acids. The record is from RefSeq and is a predicted model, not a curated record. NCBI's taxonomy places the organism in Eukaryota, Metazoa, Mollusca, Gastropoda, Lottiidae. The transcript has a single exon.